Lobosporangium transversale is the source of this 3733-nucleotide messenger RNA. RefSeq lists its product as hypothetical. Lineage: Eukaryota; Fungi; Mortierellomycota; Mortierellomycetes; Mortierellales; Mortierellaceae. Bases 340 to 3654 code for a protein of 1104 amino acids. Gene Ontology annotation, molecular function: transcription coregulator activity. The record is from RefSeq and is a predicted model, not a curated record. Gene Ontology annotation, cellular component: mediator complex. The transcript is spliced from 6 exons. Gene Ontology annotation, biological process: regulation of transcription by RNA polymerase II.
CAUCCACGUCACAUGAAACAUAAAAAACUCACUUUCAUCACACAUAAACACACAUGCACCACUCCACUUUCUUUCAUUAACUUCAUUCAACUCUCUUGUGGAUUGACCUAUAAAAGUGAUUCAUUUCACAGAGCGUUACGUUGUUCGAUAUUAACUUCUUCUUCCUCUCUCUCCUUUUUCCAUUCAUCAAUUUGUACACACGCAUACGUUUCUUGAUUUACUACGCCAAUAUCAAGUCUUUUUUUAUCUUUUUUUCCCCCCUUUUUCUUCUGUUUCCUUCGCUGUCAAGUUCGGUUCAGACAAUCAUCAUAGUGUAUUACUUGAACACAUUAUUCAGGAAUGCAGAACCAGCAAAUGCAGCAACAGCUGCAACAGCUUCAACAACAACAGCAACAGCAUUUCCAACAACAACAAUUGCAACAGCAACAGGCGCUACAGCAACAACAACUUCAGCAGCAGGCCCUACAACAACAACAACAACAACAAGUGCAACAACAGGCCCAGCAACAUCAGCAGCAACAACCUGACUGGCGCACAAAACUACCCGCAGAGGAAAGAUUUGGCCUCAUCAAGAGAUUAGCUGAAGCACUCAAGAUCUUGUCGCCAAUUGCUGACCAAAAGAUAUUUGAACUUGCCAAAACGUUCGAGAAUGUCACAUUUCAGCGCUCGAAUAGCCAGUCUGAAUACUAUACAGCAUACAAGAGAAAACUUCAACAGAUUAAUGCUCAGAUUUCGGGGCAGCACGUGGCUGCUGCUGCUGCUGCUGCUGCUGUUGCUGGGGCAGCUGGAGGAUCGCCAAUUGUUGGUUCACCCCAAGCACAGUUACCCAUGACUUCCACACCAACGCUCAUGCAGCAAGCUAUUCCGCAGAAUGCGAUUCCUCAACAGAAACAAGCCUUUCAGCAGCUUAUGCAGCAGCGGUUGUUCCAGCAGCAGCAACAGCAGCAGCAGCAACAGCAGCAGCAGCAACAACAACAACAACAACAACAACAACAGCAGCAGCAGCAGCAGCAACAGCAACAGCAACAGCAACAGUCCCAACAACAAUCUGCACUCAAGCCUCAAAUUAGUCCGUUUCAACAGCAACAAACUUUACCACAAGUUCAACAGCAUCUGCAGCAACAUCUGCAACAGCAGCAUCUGUUGCAUAACCAGGCUCAAUUGCUGCAACAACAACAACAGCAGCAGCAGCAGCUUCAACAGCUACAACAAUCUCCUCAGACGCAAGGCCUUACCCCUGCUUCUGCUGCCGCAAACAUUACUCAGAUCAAUGGUCAGCUGCAACCAGGUCAGAUUGGCCAGCCUCAGCGACCUCUACCAGGAAAUAUUAUACCAAAUAUUUCUAGCGCGGAUCAGCUGAUGCUUCUUCAUCAGCAUAAUCAAAAGCUACAGCACGCACAAGCACAAGCACAUUUGACUCUUCUUCAGCAACAGCAACAGCAGCAAGCACAGCAGCAAGCACAGCAGCAAGCACAGCAGCAAGCACAACAGAAACAGCAUGAUCAAGAUCAACAGCAAAUAAAGCAGGAGCAGCAACCGGAGCAUCAAGAGCAGCAACAACAGCACGCUCAAACACAGGCUCAACAACAGGAGCAGCAUAAAGUGCAGCAACCAGACAUGCUUCAAGCACAACUACUACAGCAACAACAAAACAUACAACAGCAGCGCAGCCCUCAGAUACUGCAAUCACCUCCGCAGCAGGCUGUGCAGCAAGCACAGCAGCCGCAGCUGAAUGGUUCUCUGUCACAAAUGAAUCCAGGUACUGUCAAUCCCGGUGUUCCUGGUGCUGUCCCUAGCCGAGUUCCUCCCACGCACGCUUCAAGGGCUGCAGUCCAAGCCAUGGUAGAAAGAAUUCAGGCUAACAGAAUUCCUCCAAACAUAUUACACGAUCUAACACCGGAACAAAAACAGACAGUCAAGGAACAAAUGAAUUUGAUGUUGCCUAUGGUUAUGAAGCUGGACCAACUAAUGCCUAUUGUUUACGCCCUCACUAAUAACCGUGAUGCCAUAAUGAAACUGAUAUUGAUGAAAUUUAUGUUCCAAGAUCAACUGGAGUCAUUGAAGCAUGAACAGUACAACAUCACGCCAGAAAAUCUUAUUAAGAUGAAAGAGCGAUUGCAUCACUGCUUUCUAUGGGUUAAAUCCGAGACGCAAAAUGGAGCCCUCGCUGGGGCAGCAACAGGCCAAAAUGCGAACAAUGUUUUAAAUCGAAUCAACAAUGUUAAUCCUGGCCAGAUAACAGGACUCAAUCCUAACGUUGGACCUGGACUGGUCUCAAUCUCCGGACCAGGGGUUGAUCCUUCAAUGAAUGCUAAUCUGAAUACAGGUGCCAACAACUCUGUCGGCAUGGUUGGCGCACAAACUGCAAAUAUACCAAACAAUCCAGCCACGGUUCAGGCAACACCGUUACCAUCUUCCGCAGCCCCUACCCCUCCAAUGAAACCUGGAUUGACGGCAGCUGACCUAAAAUUACCACCGCCAAAGAAGGCUAACAGCUCGCCUCCAAACAGCUCAUUCCCAACAUCCCCAAGAUCGGAGGCAGGAACACCUUCAACACCAAGUCAAGCGGUCCAACGCACGGGGACUGCCGGGAUUAAUUCAACAAUUGUUAAACAGGAAACGCCCAAGCAGGCCAAAACUCCUCAAGCCACUAAUGCAAGUGUUGCUAUAGACCAGUCUUCUCUGGCUGUGCCAGCUGUUCAAGGAGGCACUUCGCCAACACUUAAUGUCACUAAGGCGCCAGAUGGAACUAGUCUGACUUCAUCUCAGCUUCUGUUGGCGCAACGUGCGCGCCAGUUGCAGCAGCAACAACAACACACUCAGGUUGACCAGAAGCAGCCCAUCCCUUCCCCUAUUCAGCAAACACAGCAGACCUUACUUACACCCCAACUACUACAGCAAGGUACAGUACAACUGCCUGCCCAGCCAUCGAAUUUCGCACCAAUGGCUGCGAAGGCAACUGCAAACAAUUUGGACCAAAUGUCCAAAGAAGAACUGAUCCAACAAGGCCAAAACUUGCAGCGAGCCCUGGCCAGUAACGCACUCCGUGCAAGGGAGGCAGCACUCGUCAAAAUGCAAUUACAAAAGAUACGUGGAGCGCUGGCAAAGCCACACAAGCAGGAACAAUCAGCUCAUCUUAGUACUACGUCGGAACCUUUGCAACCCAAGGUCGCAUCUUCCAGUUCUUCAGCCGAUAUGACUAUCUCACAGCCCCAACCUUCGGGACCAUUAUCCUCAGCUGCUGGAACAACUGAUAGUGGAUCACAACUAAGAGAAAUUCAAAAAGUUCAAGAGUCAAGACAACAGCAACAACAACAACACCCGAUGCAGCCAACAGAUCCUCUUGAAUUUUUAACAACAACUUAUAAAACCCUAGUCGGCGUGAACGACACAGGAACUUUCAGUGAUGAGGUGGUAACACGUGAAUCCUUGUUUAUGCUUCAUAACACCUUUGAGGGCUUUGUUGGCAAGCGGGUGGGCAACGGGUCUAGAAAGGACAUGUAUGACGAUGGCCCACGUAAGCGUGCAAGAACUGAAGUUAAAGAUGAUGUACUUAUUGCUCCGUUGUUGCAUAGUGGGGAUGGUGAGCCAGAUGCCUACAUAGCUAGUUACAUUGAUUGGGUUCAAGAGACCCAAGAGGUACAGACUGCUUGAAAACCGUUCCCAUGCAACCGCCCGUACAAUAUGUAGCAACACAGGCCCAUCCGCACACUUUGAAUUAGCUUGUGUAUUG